This is a messenger RNA of Pantherophis guttatus, 4720 nucleotides long. RefSeq names its product glycogen synthase 1 (gene GYS1). Gene Ontology annotation, biological process: glycogen biosynthetic process. NCBI's taxonomy places the organism in Eukaryota, Metazoa, Chordata, Lepidosauria, Squamata, Colubridae. The record is from RefSeq and is a predicted model, not a curated record. Gene Ontology annotation, cellular component: cytoplasm. Gene Ontology annotation, molecular function: alpha-1,4-glucan glucosyltransferase (UDP-glucose donor) activity.
CGUGGUCUUAGCGGUGGAACUGGGUGGGGGGGGGUUGGGAGUCCUUAGACUUCGGCUCCCGAGAGGUUAGGCCCUGAAACCCCCUCCCUACCCCCAAGUCCUCUUGCCCUUGCUUUCAUCUUCUUGAGGCCAUGCCACUGACCCGCAGCCUGUCCGUGACCUCCCUCUCUGGGUUAGAGGACUGGGAAGAUGAACUUGACCUUGAUAAUGCCAUUCUUUUCGAAGUGGCUUGGGAGGUAGCCAAUAAAGUUGGUGGGAUCUUCACUGUUAUCCAAACUAAAGCCAAGAUUACACUGGAUGAAUGGGGCGAGAAUUACUUCCUGAUUGGACCUUACCUGGAAUUGAAUGUGCGCACACAGGUGGAGCUGAUAGAACCUCCCAACCCUGCAAUUCGCCGAACCAUUGACUCCAUGAAUUCAAAAGGAUGUAAAGUUUACUUUGGCCGCUGGCUGAUUGAGGGGGGUCCAUAUGUGAUCCUUAUCGACAUUGGGGCAACUGCUUGGAGCUUGGAUCGCUGGAAAACUGAAUUGUGGGAAAGCUGCUCCAUUGGGAUUCCUUGGUAUGACCGAGAGGCCAAUGACGCCGUCCUCUUUGGCUUCCUCACAGCCUGGUUCCUAGGGGAGUUUUCCGCACAAUGUGAAGAAAAACCAUUCAUCAUUGGUCAUUUCCAUGAGUGGUUGUCUGGUGUUGGCCUCUUCCUCUGUCGGAUCCGGAAACUUCCAAUAGCUACCAUCUUCACUACCCAUGCUACCCUGCUUGGUCGCUACCUGUGUGCCGGCAGUGUGGACUUCUACAACAAUCUGCAGAAUUUUAAUGUGGAUAAGGAGGCUGGAGACCGGCAAAUUUACCAUCGAUAUUGUAUGGAGAGAGCUGCUGUCCACUGCACACAUGUUUUUAGUACAGUUUCUCAGAUCACAGCUGUAGAAGCUGAACAUCUGUUAAAACGGAAACCUGAUAUUGUGACUCCCAAUGGUUUAAACGUCAAGAAGUUCUCUGCUAUGCACGAAUUCCAAAACCUCCAUGCCCAAAGCAAAGCUCGUAUCCAGGAAUUUGUCCGAGGCCAUUUUUAUGGGCACCUGGACUUCAACCUUGACAAAACUAUUUUCUUCUUCAUCGCUGGACGCUAUGAAUACUCCAACAAAGGAGCUGACAUUUUCUUGGAAGCCCUAGCCAGGCUCAACUACCUACUAAGGGUGAAUGGAAGCCAGACUACAGUGGUAGCAUUUUUUAUCAUGCCAGCUAGGACAAAUAAUUUCAACGUGGAGACACUAAAAGGCCAAGCUGUCCGCAAGCAGCUCUGGGACACGGCCAAUGCAGUGAAGGAGAAGUUUGGCAAAAAACUGUAUGAAUCCCUCCUCGUGGGGAACCUUCCUGACAUGAAUAAAAUGUUGGACAAAGAAGAUUUCACAAUGAUGAAGAGAGCUAUCUUUGCCACUCAGCGCCAUUCUUUCCCCCCAAUCUGUACUCACAACAUGCUGGACGAUUCUACCGACCCUAUUCUCAACACCAUCAGGCGCAUCGGUCUCUUCAAUAGCAGUGCCGACCGUGUCAAGGUCAUUUUCCAUCCAGAAUUUCUGUCUUCCACUAGUCCGUUGCUUCCUGUUGAUUAUGAAGAAUUCGUUAGAGGCUGCCAUUUGGGGGUGUUCCCUUCCUAUUAUGAACCAUGGGGCUACACACCAGCUGAAUGCACCGUGAUGGGGAUCCCCAGCAUUUCCACCAAUCUCUCUGGCUUUGGCUGCUUCAUGGAGGAACACAUAGCAGAUCCAUCUGCUUACGGGAUCUACAUCUUAGACAGGCGUUUCCGGGGCUUGGAUGAGUCGUGCACGCAGUUGACCUCUUUCCUCUACAGCUUCUGCCAGCAGUCACGGAGGCAGCGCAUUAUACAGAGAAACCGCACAGAGAGGCUUUCUGAUCUCCUGGAUUGGAAAUAUCUAGGAAGGUAUUACAUGUAUGCCCGGCAUAUGGCCCUCGCAAAGGCCUUCCCUGAUAACUUCAUCUAUGAGCCACACGAAACAACUGCGGCUCAGGGCUUCCGCUACCCACGCCCAGCCUCGGUCCCACCCUCUCCUUCCAUCUCCCGCCACUCCAGCCCCCAUCACAGCGAGACCGAAGAGGAUGAUGAACGGUACGACGAGGAAGAAGAGGCAGAAAAAGACAGGCAGAACAUCAAACCCCCAGCCAUGAUGGGUCCGGUCCCCGAAUGGCGAAAGCACUCCAAGAAGGGGUCUAGCGAGGCCAGCAAUUCCUCCAAUGCUAGCACCCCCACUAUCCCCAGCAGCCCCAGUGACCUGAGCAGCCCCACCAAUUCUCUUAUCGAAGAGAAGAAUUAGGUGAGCAGGAUAGUUGUCCUGACUCGCCCGCCUGCUCUUUUCCCAUGCCUCCCCCUAUCCUCAAGAGCUUGUUAACCUAGUGCUGCAUUCUGAAAAAAGCCUAGAGUGUAAGUUCUAGGGUGUUCCAGACAGAAGUGCUCACACUCGACGUAGUUCGGUUAAAGGACAGUAAGGCAGUCUUCUCUGGAUCCCAGAAUGCCAAGGGUGGAGGACCUCUUCCUCUGGAAGGAGUCAGGAAGUGACCCAUUGGCUCAACACAAGAUAACAUCUUUGUGUUGAGCAAGAGUAAGAAUGUAAGGUCAUACGUUUUCCUCCUCCCAAACACCCUCCAUAUGCUGCUGAUGUUUUGGAAGGCAUUCUCCAGGUCUUAAGAACCUUGCUGAAUUUUUUUUUAAAAUAAUAAUAAUAAUAAUGGGAGAAAAGGGAAAAUGGGAGGCCUUCAUGGGAAGGACACAGGAAAGAUAUCACCUUACCUCCCCUUCCCUACCAACAAAGGUUUCAUUGAACCAGAAACAGAGCAGGCCUUUUAAAGGCUGCUCAUAAAAUGAGUGAAUCUAAUAUUAUUGUUUUGUUGGGUAACUCUAGACGGUUGGCAUGGAGGCCCAGUGAGGAUGUAUGUUCAGCAGGAUUUUCGAAUGAUCCGGGGGACUAUGAAAGACAGAAUAUUGCUCAGAGUUUGGAAACUUCCUUUGAAAGCCAUGACUCUGCUGUUCUUUAGGCAGAGCCUUUUUUUUUAAAGAAAAAGAAAAAGGACAUUUCAUAAUAUGUCCAGACAAUCUGAAUUCAUACUUUGGGACUGCUUGUCAGUUAGCUCUGUCUGUUUCUGGAAAGGAAUUUGCAAAGCUAUUUAGAGCAAAGAUUCUAACAAAAGGUUUUCUGAAAAGGGCAGUUGUAGAAAGAGUUGAAAAAGUCCCCAUGGAAGAGGAUAUGGGAUCCGACUGGGGGAAAGAAGAAGCUUUCCUGUUUGAUAAUUUUCACCCUGUUCUCCAGAUGUGCUGAGCUUCAGCUCCCAUCAUCCUCGACCAACAUGGACAGGGAUCAGGGAUGGAUAUUGUAAAGUGUCCAAAGGAUCUGAAUGUGUGUUUAUAUGACCUUCUAAGGUCCAAGGGGGCUUAGGAGCACCCUGCCACAUAAAUUGCACUCCUGUGGCUCUAUCAUGUCACAGAGAUCCUAAUUCCUUUUCAACAGAUUUUUUAAAGUUAGUGGUUUUUAAAACUGCUUGUGGAAGUUCGUGUUUUUUUUUUCCAAUCUAUAUCCCCGUGGGCACUCAAGAGCAUUCUAGAACGAUUCCCAGGGUGGUGAUAUUCAUUCUGCAUAGACUGUGAUGAAUUUCAGGAGACUGUAGGGUCAAGGCCAGCAGAAUGGACUGCAUGCUUAAAACCUCUGAAACAGGCUAGAGGAUAGUCUUCUAAAAUACACUUUGCUUAAGGAGAGUAAUAAUAGAGCUAGAUACCUUUCCAAGUUGGAUGCCACAGAUGUAUGCGUCAACUUCACAAUCAUCCUAGCUAGGUUUUAUGGGAAUUACAGUCUAGCACAUCCCAAGAAUAAGCUAGUCUAAAAUCCACCAGCUCUCCGGCAUCCAUCUUUUACUCUUAAUGAAAGAGAGAAAGCGUUCUGGAAUCCAAUCACAUUGCCCAUUAGGUUAAACUCUCUUGGCGGUUUCUGUUAGAACGAUGCUGACUAUUGACGCUCUAGACUAGAUAGGUUUGGUUGGUUGCCUCUGAGAAUCAGCCACAGCUGUUGAACUGUCCCUAACCUAUACUGUAAUGUUUGUGAUGAGGGUUUUUGCUGACGAUGCAGUACAGAACGGUGUGACCCUGCAUCAGGGAUGACGUAGCUAUGACCAAAGCAGGUAUUAUAGUGCAGACAGGCAGCGAAGAAGUGUUCCUGGAGGCUGGGAGACUUAAUUAGCUGUUAUGUGGAUAAUACCCAUCCUAGCAUGAGUGGCAACUACCUCAAAAGGCAAAGCAGAUGCCAACACACUCAAUAAUCUUUUCUGUUCUCUUCUCCUGCCAAUUUUAUUUAUCAAUACGGAAAACCUUUUUUUUUUCUUUAAACAAUCUUGGGAACUUCAUUUCUCACAGUUCUGUGAUGCAAUCAUGCACGAAGAACCAGGUGUCUUGGGAUGCAGCCUUGCAAAUUCCCGACCUACUUGGCACUAAAUUUGGGGAGAGGCAGUUUUAACAGAGCAGGAUAUUGGUUUGGGCCUUAAAUCCCUUUUCUCUUUUCUCCAACUUUCCCCAUCUAGAUUUUUAUUUAUAGAUGUCAAAAAAAAAAAACAAAAAAAAAAGCUUGAAUUUUGUUGUCUUUCUCCUUCCCCCUUUGUGUGGAAAAACAGACUCUGAAGAAAACAAAAUAUGAUUUCAGAAUAAAGUUUGCUUUGAAAAUUG